UUCUAUGGCAACAGUGGACACCCCUGGAUCUCCCCCAACCCGCCCCGGUAGAGGCUGAAGGCCAGGAAGAAGGAGGAGGAGUGUUUUCCAGAUGUGCAGAGUUUACGAAGCAGUGGGAAAGCAAAGGAGCCAACCUCAGCCACUUCCAGCUUCCUGCUGAAAAUGGCCAAAGGAAGACGCUUCAACCCAGCUUUAGACAAGGACGGAAGAUGGCGUGUGCUGGUUUUCCAGUUCCCUCAGAUCGGACUAACACAAAAGACACCAGAAUCCAGCACAAGUGCAGUGUUAAAAGAGCCCCACCGUCCGCAUUUGUCUCGGCAAGUAGAGGAGAGGCUGCCACCCAUCUACAAAGUUCGGGAGAAGCAAGCGGUCAAUAACAACUUCCCCUUCUCUGUACACGACAAUCGGCAUAGCUUUCAGAGUUCUGGAUGCUACCUUGACUCUGUCACCUUGAUGGCUCACAAGGGCCUGGGACGUAGGAAGAUCUCCCCAGAGAAAAGGCAACAUGUUUCAAGAAAUUUCAAUCUCUGGGCAGAUGGGAGCCCGCAUCAGAAGGUCAGUACUUCGGCUCCACCAGGGCGCUGGUCUGGCCGUGUCGUUGGUAGCGGCCACCACCAGUUGCCAGCAGAACAAGUGCAAUCAUCACCCAGGGUCGUGUCGGUGUUCGCAGGAUUAUAAGCGACCAUAGUAGCAUCUGGCCGUCCCUGCCCAAGAACACACUGCUUGCUGUUCCUUACACCUGCAGGAGAAACAUUAAAACUGUCUUUUUUUAAAUAAAGAUUUUAUUUAUUUAUUAAUGAGAGACACACAGAGGGAGGCAGAGACAGAGGCAGAGGGAGAAGCAGGCUCCCCAUGGGGAGCCCGAUGCGGGACUCGAUCCCAGGGCCCUGGGAUCACGCCCUGAGCGGAAGGCAGAUGCUCAACCGCUGAGCCAGCCAGGUGUCCCGACGUUGAAACUGUCUUAAAUAAUCUCCUGCUGUUUGUGAUCUUGGUCGAAGCUUCCACGGCUCUCAUCAGCGGCGAGCAGUGGGUGCCAUCCUCCUCCUACCAACACCACCGCAGGCCCAGGAGACGAUGGGCAGGUGUCAACAUCAUCCCACGGGAGAAAUCAGAUUGUUCCUCCAAGAACGGACAGGCACCAAGGCCUAACGAAACCAAUGCCUGACCUGGGUCACAUCCGGCAUCUUUAAGAGGGAGGAUUUGGCUCCGCACGUGCAUAGUCACUGAAGAGCUGGGUGUCUUCAGCCGAUCAGGACAAUUCUGAUUAAAGCAGAUGUUUGCCAACUCAAGCUGGGCUGAUUCCUAGCUCAUUCCUAAUACAGCCCUGUCCCCACCCCUGUCCCCAAUCCUUCCCACAAUUGCCCCCUUCCUUUUGGGCCUCAAGUAGCCACAUUCCCACGUGCUCCAGUGUGAAUACAUGUAAGGCCCGCCCAACACCUCGUGUUUACUCCUCAAGCAACCACUGCUUCUCCAGCCCCUGCUUUGAGCCCCGGGGAGUGAGGGUGAGCAACAGACUCACCCUCCUGCAAAGGGCAUGGGGUCUAGACUCCAUCAGUCUACAAAUUGCGGCAGCCCCCUUGCAAGACUCAAGGUUUCAAGCUAAGAACGCCGAUUAAGUGUGGAUCAGGCAAUAAUACUUUGAAAGGUCAUAAUUAUAAUUUUAUUAAGCUGUGAUAAGGGAGAUAAGAUAAAUGUCAUAGAAAUGUG
Canis lupus familiaris (dog) is the source of this 1707-nucleotide messenger RNA. RefSeq names its product testis expressed 36 (gene TEX36). NCBI's taxonomy places the organism in Eukaryota, Metazoa, Chordata, Mammalia, Carnivora, Canidae. Bases 163 to 678 code for a protein of 171 amino acids. The record is from RefSeq and is a predicted model, not a curated record. The transcript has 6 exons.